UUUCAAUUUACACGAAAUACGCUAUGCUAAGACUGCACGCAGGGAACUAGGAAUUUAAGUUAUCAUUAUGGAAAUGUCCAACGUGGAAGAGGAAGUUGCCGGGGACAACGAGGUGAUCGCGCCUCCGGAGGAGACAUAUGACGAUGAGGACUUUAUUCCUGCAGCUGACGAACCAGUAGAGGACGAUGAGCCCGUGCAAGCUGCCGAAGCAAGUUACGCAGCCGACGACGACUAUGCGGACGACGCGCAAGAGGAGGACGCAGAAGAUGCAGAGCCAGACCGGGACCCCGGACCAGAGCAAGAGCCAGAGAGGGAACCGGAUCAGGAGGCAGUGGGUGAUCCUGAGCAAGACCAAGAAGCAGAUCAAGAACCGGAGGCCGCCCGAGAGCCACAGCCGGAUGCAGAACAGUCAUAUCAGGAUGACUUCGAGCCAACCGGCGGUGCGAGCGUGUCAAAGCUUCCCGAUCAGGAGGACGAUCAGGACGAGUACGAGGACGACACAGCGGUUGACGAGCCUGUGGAGGACGACGAUGCCGCCGAUGAUGCCUCAGCCGCGCCUGUAGUAGCCGUGGCAGCGGCCGCUGCAGGUGUUGCAGCGGGGGCAGCUGCUGUCAGUACAGCGGCACUCUCCAAAUCCUCUAGCAGCAAGUCGAAGGUCUCAGCGACCGGAUCCAGGGCCGGCAGCGCAAAGGCCGCGGUAGCAGCUGCUGCGCCCGAGCCUGAGGCCGUACCGCAGCCGCCUGCUGCUGACGAGGAGCCCGCGGCAGCCCCAGCACCAGCCCCGGCGCCCAAGGCGGCUCCGCCCGCGCCCAAGCCAAGCGCCACAGCGGCUAAGCCAGCUGCUGCGUCUGCGAAGCCCGCUGCCGCGGCCCCAAAAGCUGCGCCCAAGCCUGCAGCACCAGCACCCAAAGCAGCGGUGCCUGCAACAAAGCCGGCGGCAGCAAAGCCAGCAGCUGGAAAGCCCACAGUGUCGGCUCCUAAGCCUGCGGUACCAAAGGCUGCCCCGGCCCCCGCCAAGCCGAUUCCUGCCAAGCCCGUGGUCACCGCCGUCAAGCCCGUCGUACCACUGGCCCGCGCACAGCCACCCCCGUCCGCCGUCGCUGUGGGCACGGGAGGCCAGAAGGUGAAGCUCACCUUCACGGGGCCGCCCAACACGCAGCGCGCCGCACCCACCGUCAAGCCCGACUACUCCCACAACAACUACGAGGUCCAGAAGAUCACAUCCGACAACAUGAAGCUUUGCAACCGCCUUGUGGAGAUCUCCCGUUCGCCGCCCAACCCUGCCUACACGAAUACGCUGUCGGUGGCUUCUGCCACCACCACCGGCAAGCUGGCGCCGGCGAAUGUGGCAGCGUCGACGGUCAACCGGCACAAGAAGGAGGACAAGAUUGCGCAGGAGAACCUGGCGCUGUACAAGCGGCUGCAGGCGGUCAAGCCUUCCAAAGACAUCAACCGCGACGUCCUGAAUAAGGACUUCGCCAAGACGCAAGCCUACGGCGACAACGCUCGCAAGUUCCGGCCCACCGCAGGCUCGGGCACAGGCUCCUCCGGCGGCGGUGCGGCUGUGAAGCCCGUCGCAGCAGGCGGCGCCAACAUCCGAAACGUGCCAGCACCCUUGGGCCCUUUCGCCACGACGUAUGGGCCUGGGCAGGGUCGGUCUAGCGCCUCGGGAAGCGGUGGUGCCGCGGCUGCGAUGGCUGCGCCACCACUAGAGGCGAUGGAGGAGCCUUCGAUGGUUUCGGAGCCGAACCCUGAGCCCGAGCCGUCUGAGGCACCUGUGGCCGAGGCGCCUGCGGCGGUUGACGAUGACGAGCCGGACUAUGAGGCAGAUGCGGAGUUUGAGGACCCGCCCCCGGCGGAGGAGGCUUCUACGGACGUGUUGGUGGCGGCGCGCUGAGGGAGGGAGGGGGUUUGGUUGGGGUUUGUGGUGUGGGCAUGGGCUUUGGCGCAGAUAAUAAGGCAUUAAUUGUAGCUUGCAGGGGGAAGGUAUGGUGACCUGGGUUAGGCGCCUAACCUGGAAACUUAUAGGUCAGGAGUGCGUACACCUUUAGGGCAGGAGAAGGAAAGGAAUCUUAGUCUAGACAUAUGCAGCGUUUGUUUGUUUCAAAAUUUGUUUGCAUUUAGUAUGCGUGCGUCCGCGUGCGACCACAUGGUAGUGUACCGGUACAGGUCCAUCACAGCGUAAAUGUAUUAUUUCGUGCGUGCAGUUAUCCAGCCGUAUGGCCGUAUUGCAUGGGGCUCCACAGGUUUGCUGGACUUCAUGUUACUCGCCUUGCCGGCGGAGGUUGGCGAGAUGCUUCCGAGUCGGCGUAUUUUCGAGUGCAAUUCCUUUAUGAGGGGUAUGUAUCCCAAGUGCACAAUGGCCUAGCGCAGCUUCCCUCUCAGGCCACUCCGAUCUCCUUACUCUGCUUUCUGCAUACGCAUCUUGCAACAUGCUGACCAUGGUUAAGAGAUUUUGGAUGAGAUCAGUGGCUUUAAACGCGUCUAGGAUUCGACGGUUGGAGUCGAUUACACAAUUGCGUAACAAAUGCCACCAAAUUGCGUAACAAAUGCCGUAUGUAUGUAUGUGUUACAAGCUUCGUACCGAGCUCGUAAGAUCCGUCCGAGCCAGAAGGCUCAUGGAUCGCGAGCACAAAACGCGAAAACAACCAAAAGAAGAAAAGUAAACAAAAGAGACAACAAACAGAACGCUAAUCAUAUGAUAAACCCUGUCUGCGCAAUCCUGCGACUUCGCAUGCUAGUGAUUACGCUAGCAAGCAAUGCCUGAUUCUCCAUGCCCAUGACAGCAAUCAUAUCAGCAUCCCGUGAGACACCACUUUCCCACAUCUUAUCACGCAAAUCAUCGUAAGCGGGACAUUCAAUGAGGAUGUGUUUCUCAUCUUCCACUCUCCCCGGCGACCCCUGCACGGCACACAUAGGACAAAUGCCACCCAUCGAAGAUCGAACCAUGAUAGCUUGUGCCGUACCGGUGCUUUUGCGACGAGCAAGGGCGUCAUGCCUGAAGGUUCGCCAUCGCAAACCUUUUUUAUCCGCAUACGCUUUACAUAUUCCUUUGGGGCGAGAGUUGCGCAAAUACCAAAGAUGGCUAUCUACGAUUUCCCAAACCUCAUUAAGCACUUAUCCGCGAAAUCGGAUUACCUCCUUAGUUGUGAAAGUGAAAUCGUCGAUUUUGGCGAUGCGCAGCUUGCCGCACUUGCAACGCAAUUGCUGGACGUCGCCCGAGCCGACCGGCGUUGGUUCUCCCUGGCCUUGUCGAAGACCGCGUACACGACUGCACUUCUGCGUGCUCUGGCGAUUAUCUUCAACAGCAGUAACCCAGCUGUCCGUCAGCUUUUGGAGGGGGUCGCUUGCCUUGCCGUCCAAGGUCUGCUUUUUGCCCUGCCAAAAAACAAAGCGGAUCAGCGUGAUGGAGUACGCUUUGCUCGAGCCAUUGUGCGCGUCAAAGCCCUUCAGUCCUGCAGCAAGGACCUCGCAAGCGCUGCUGGGGUUGCCACGGAUGUCCUUACGACAUUGCCGACUACUCCUGCGCCUGGGGAAGCCCAUGCCGAGGAUCGUGACGGCUUGGCAGCCAUCAGCAUCCGUCUUUCGGAAUGCGUCUACGAGAUCAGCGCCGCAAUGGAGCAAGCAGUGAACCUGCUGGUUUCCCUCUUGCAUGUUGCGGUGGUGUCUGCCAAGACUUGCCCGUCGGGACGGGACCUCGACCCAUUGCAGCGCUCCUACGUGCUCGAGCUGGUCACAGCCUUGAACGACAGCCAAGCAACCGAACACGGCGCUCGGACGAUCCUGCUUGCGACGUUGCUCUUCGCGGCAGGAAAGGACGCGGGUAUGUCCGAGGCCCAACUCCAGCCGCUGCGGCUUAUGCUGCUCAACGUGUAUGAGUUGUUCUUCAAUGCUGUAAACUCCCUGGUCGCGUUGCGAGCGCUCGGAGUCCAAGCUGCGGCUGUCAAGAGUAUCCUCACAAAGCCCUGCUUGAAGCACCUGCUGCUGUCAGCCGGGGUGACAGCGCUCUGCGCAGCGGACGGCGGCCCUUCUUACGGCCUGCCAGUAUCUCUAUUGCGGAACAUGCCCAUCCUUGGCAACGUUCACGGAGCCAUUGACGACGUUCGUGGCAGGACCGGACGCUUUGCGCUGCCGAAGGAGAUGUUUUCCUGCAUUGCGGGCGUGCUUCACCUCAGUGCAAGCACUCCAGCUACGGGCGGGCGUGGUGCCGUCGCGUUAUUGCUGCGGCUCGGUCGCCUGGCGGUCGCGUCCAUUCAAAUUCUCAUUGACAUCGAUCGAGAAGCCGCCUUCUCACGCAUUGUAGCUGGGGCAGGGACAUCAUGGUCACAGCCGCUGGGCUCGCCGCUGCCAUCCACCAUGCUGGCGGAAUGGCAGGCAACUGCUGCUGCCUCUGCCUCUGCUGCCGGUUCCACUAUGGGAGGCUCCGGCAAUAGCAGUGCUGCUGGUGCUGGCGCCAGCGGUAGCGGCUGGCCUCAAGCGGCUCCGCGGCCCGUGUCCCCGCAACUGUACUUCAGCCAGGAGGCCGCGAAUGAGAUGGGACAAAAGGUCCUGUCGUACACAUCCGUGGCGCUGUUUGGAUCUUCCACAGCAGCCGUGGCUGCAGCUGCUGCCGCUGGCAACGCCGGGGGUGUUGCGGCUGCUGCAGGCUGGCGGGUGGAGGCGGCGGUGGAGUGGGGGCGGCUGUUUGUGGACAUGUUGGAGCAGAUGAGUGGCCUCAUACCGGUGGAGAGGCUGGAGGAGAUGCGGCCGCUUGCAUUCCCGGACUGCUUGCUGGCGCCGGACGGCACGCUGCCUGCCAAGCCAACUCCUCAAACCGCCGCUGUCCUCGCCGCCGGGCUGAUUCCCGCCCUGGAGCGAUGCCUUCGACGCGCGGGCCAGGUCUUUGACAGCCCUGAAGCAGGCAUCGUACAGCACGUUCUGAUCAGCAUGGAUCUCCCCAUCAGCCACCUGCUAGCGUACGGCGAACCGCGGCAGGUGGCGGCGCUGGCCGUCAGCUUGCAGAAGGUGAUGCGAUGCAUGGAUGCCGGGCUGGGCAGCAGCAGUGCGGAUGGGGAGCCCUACUCGUGCGUGAGGUUGAUGAUGGCAUUGGGCGUUUGGUUUGCGGAAUUGAUUCGUGAGGGGCCAAAGUGGCUGACGGCGGCAGCGGAGGGAACGGCAGCGGUGGAGGCAGCGGCAGCAGCAGCGGUGGAGGCAGCGGCCGAGUCGGGGGCAGCGCGCCCGGCAGUAGAGAUGCAGCAGCCUCAACACGCGCAGGUGGCAGGCGCUGCCGGCGGCGUCAAUGGUGGCGGUGCUGCUGCCAACGGUACGGCAGCUCGGCAGUUGUCGGUCCUCGUGUCGUACCUGGCGAGUGAUCGGUUGCCUCGCAAGAUUGCAACGGAAAUGGAUAUGGCGCUGAACAUGGGGCCCAACGAUCCGCCGGCCGGGAACAUGGGCCAUGUGCCGUGGAUUCGCAUGCUGCCGUACUUUCCACCUGGCGACGUUGCUGCUGCUGCCAGCAGUAGCAGUAACAGCGCCGGCGUUGGCAGCAGCGGCGGCAGCAGCUGGCGACGGCUUCUGGACGGCAAGCCGGACCCAGUAGCAGCGUUGGGAGCAGCGCUACGUGAGGCGUUGCAGCUACGGCGUGACGGCGCCCAGCAGGACCUCGAAUCCUUGCUCUACCUGGCGGAAAGCCUGUGCGGAUUGGCGAGGGCCUUCGCCCAAAAGCUGCAUGAUGCAACCGUGGCUUACGCCCCGAUGGCCGCAAGGAGCCGCAUGCAUGGGGGCCAGCGGCGCGGACGCAGCAACAAACACGGCGGCAGCUCACCGUCCGCCAAGGCCUUGUUGGCUGCGUAUCUUGACGCUCCGUUGUCGUACUGGCCGCCUGAGGUGCUGCAAUGGUUGGCAAAGGAGUUGCGGACGGGCGGGUUGCAGGCGGCGGCAGCGAGUGUUGAGGCUCUGGCAGCUCAGCUAGAGCAGUGGGGCAAGGAGAGCGGGCCGGGAAGGAGUGUUAACACGGCGGACGGGCCGUUGGCGGCGGUUGUGCUGACGCCUCCGGAGAAGGUAGUUGCGGCGGCGAGGGUCAUCCCGGAGCCGGCGGCGAUUGGCGAGCUGUUGCAGCUCUGUUACAAUCCGGCGUGCAUGAACCUGGAGGGGGACAGCGAGGCGGGGCUGCUGCUGAAGGCAUGCGGGCGGUGUGGAGGGGCAUGGUACUGCAGCCGGGAGUGCCAAACGGCGCACUGGCGGGCGGGGCAUAAGCACAGUUGCGGGGCCAAGCGCGCAGACAGUAAUGCGGUUGAGGGGUAGUUACGGUAACAUUUGCGGCAUACGAGGGUAGUUGACGAUGUAUGUAGACCGAGCCCUCUGGCUCCGUUGGUGAUACGCUGGGAACAUGCAUGUACCGAUAUGUACCCAGGCACUGGAUUGUGCGUGGAGCGAGAACGUUGUGAAGGCGGCUGGGGCCGCAGCGUGGACUUUUCUGAUGUGGACUUGGAUGUGGUGCAUUGUACGGCAUAGCAGCGUGUGUUUUGAGAACUGGCCGCAAGCAGGAACGCACCGGUACUGAAAUGGGAAGCAUGUGCAGGGGGAGCUGAGUCAGUAGGCUAGCAGGGCUGAGAUACGAAUGCCCCUUGCUACGUGGAAUGGGAAUGAAAGAGGCAUGCAGAACCAGGUUAAUGCCGGCACUUAACGGCUGUAUUAAGGAUACUCCAACAUAUCAUUGUGUUGCGCCCUUGUUCAUUGCGACUUUUGUUGACGGCUUAUGCAGCUACCGUAAUGGAUCUUUGUUUAAUAGUUUGGCCGUAUCUUGCCCUCUGUGCGCUGCAAGCAGGUCGCUCCCAGGGCAAUAUUCCUGCACUGAUUUUGUACUAGUUCCGUACUGCAUUUGUACGGUUGUACUGCUGGAACGCGCUAGAUACUCGUGGCUCGGCUGGUCGAGCGUAUUCCAAGUGGGGAAGAAUUGACACUAUUGGUAAAUGUUUGUCCUCUUGACACGGUUGGUUUGAAUUGUACGAACGGCUUCCGGCACGGCCCAAACGGCUUCUCAGG
Messenger RNA from Astrephomene gubernaculifera, 7023 nucleotides. NCBI's taxonomy places the organism in Eukaryota, Viridiplantae, Chlorophyta, Chlorophyceae, Chlamydomonadales, Astrephomenaceae. The record is from the annotation of a GenBank genome assembly.